Mangifera indica (mango) is the source of this 1016-nucleotide messenger RNA. RefSeq lists its product as uncharacterized. Bases 207 to 746 code for a protein of 179 amino acids. The record is from RefSeq and is a predicted model, not a curated record. Gene Ontology annotation, biological process: defense response. The transcript has a single exon. Lineage: Eukaryota; Viridiplantae; Streptophyta; Magnoliopsida; Sapindales; Anacardiaceae.
AACGAGGAAACCGCAACAAGUAAACCUUGAAGCUCCCUAGAACUCUCUUCUUUUUCUCACUCAUCCAGUGUAAUUUUAUUUUCUACACGUUUGUGCUUCUCCUACUUUUAUAUAUAUCCAAACCAAAUCGCUCAUUCUCAACUCAUCUUUUCUUCUAAAUCCUUUUCAAGAACAACUUACACUCGUACAAACCAUCACUUGCCACAAUGGAGAUUACAGUUUUAUCAGCUCAAGGCUUGAAGAACUCUUCUUCUACUCUCUUCUCAAACCGUGUCAGACCCUUCAUCAACAUCACCACUUACUCACCAACCACAACCUCCGGCGGUGAUAAACAGUGCCACGUGUACAAAACAAGAGUUGAUGAUGAAGGAGGAGUAAAUCCGACAUGGGGUGACAGGUUUCAUCUACCUACAGACAACACCUUCUUUACCAACAGAUACUCUUGCAUAUACUUACAAGUAUACACCAAAAGGCUCAUUGCCGGUCAAACUCUACUGGGUUGGUGUCAGGUUCCUGUUAACGAUAUCGGGUUUCCUUCGGUUGGCUCUGUCCGGUACCUCAGUUACAGGCUAAGGGAUAGAGACGGGUCCAGAGGUCAAGGAGUUGUCAACCUCGCUGUAAAGUUGGAAAACAUAGUCCCGGUAGCCGGUGAGAACUUCACCCAGCCGCUAAAUACGGAGGACACGUAUCCAGUAAUUGGUAUACCAAUAACAGUAUGUACACAUGUCAAGGAUAGCGUGAGUUGAAAUCUGGUAGGAGACAUGAAAGUGGGAGAGAAGACAAAUCAGCCACGGCCAUCAUAUGCUUAAGCCAAACCAAAUGGCUCCUGUUGAAUGUCUAGUGUGACAGUUCUCCAAAUUUGUUAACAAUGUAAUGAUGGUGACUCCCAUUUAAUUGUUUUGGUUUUGCCAGUAAUUGUCAACAAAAAGGAGGGAUAAUCUGCAUCGCACAAUUUAAUUGCAACGAAUGAUUCAAAACCAAGGAUAUGCACCCAUGCGAUAAACACUACCUCUAUC